CGGGUCGAAGCGAUCACAUGACGCCACUGUUCGAGUACAUGUGCUAGGCUGAAUAUGGUGAUGAAGAGAAGGAAAAGAUGCAAUCUAUUACGUAUUAUCACGUUUUGUCCGCAUUCGUUGAAAAUGCUAGUUGGACAUUCAUGACUGAGUACACCACAGAGAUAGCCUGGGGAAAAUACUUGAAAACCCUCAGGUCACUAGUCAGCAAAACUUUAAAGCCAAUAGCCUUUCAUCGUCCCCUUACACCGAAAUCCUUUCUGAGAAGCCGGGACACGAAAAUUUAUGGCCUUGAGGAAUUGGACCUGGCACCUUUACAAAAACCGUCUCAGAGUAAAAACUUGUACAGCACAAUCUAUCACACCAACCGGAGCUAUGGAACGAAUCUGUGCAAACUAAAGCUUCUUUACAUACACGCGAAUGGACU
Molecule: messenger RNA, 424 nt
Organism: Dicrocoelium dendriticum
Lineage: Eukaryota; Metazoa; Platyhelminthes; Trematoda; Plagiorchiida; Dicrocoeliidae
Source: the annotation of a GenBank genome assembly